CAGGGUUCCAGAAACAUCACCAUAUCAAAAGAAUCAACGGCUAAAAGAAAAACACGUACAUUGCAGUGGUAAGAAUGGUAGAGGAACACUACUCUUUCUCGGACUCUACCCUAUAUAAAGAAUCGCUAGGGCACCUCCAUCACUCGUCUUCCAUCACAACACCAGAAACCAAAACCCUAACAACCUUUCUUCUCUCUUCAUUUCAUCAUAGCCGAUUCUUAAUCAUCAGUCUUCUCCGAUUCGAUCAGGUAGCUUUGCGGGUUCAUCUGCUAUUUGCAGAUUUCCAAGUUAAAGAGUGUCCACAGUGAAGUUUCUUUUAUGUCCGAACAGGCCAUUCUCUAUUUGGGAUCGAUUGGGUUGCUUGGAGAGUAUUGUCCUUCGGCAAGAAAAAAGAACAGACCCUUGUUAGACAGGCUUGACUGUAUGCAUCUCUGUCCAUUUCAGAAAUACAGAGUGUGUCGUGGUUGCAGCUGGAUGCAACCUUCCCUAGCUAGAGACAGUCAGUCUUCCUGUGUCAACCAUACUGCUGCCAACAUACUGAAUUCAGCAUUUGCGCCCUGCUGAUAUUUAGUCCUUUUUUCUGGUCUCUUUAUUCUGAAGCAAAGAUGGCUUUGCAGAAUAUAGGUGCUGGGAAUAGGGAUGAUGCCUUCUACAGGUAUAAGAUGCCCAAAAUGGUUACCAAAAUAGAGGGUCGGGGAAAUGGCAUCAAGACAAAUGUGGUCAACAUGGUAGAUAUUGCAAAAGCAUUGGCUAGGCCGGCCUCUUACACUACAAAGUAUUUUGGUUGUGAGCUUGGAGCCCAAUCUAAAUUUGAUGAGAAAACUGGAGUUUCUCUUGUUAAUGGGGCUCAUGACACCCCUAAACUUGCUGGCCUUCUUGAGAACUUCAUUAAGAAGUAUGUCCAGUGUUAUGGCUGUGGAAACCCAGAGACUGAGAUACUUAUUACAAAAACUCAGAUGAUUCAACUGAAGUGUGCUGCGUGUGGUUUCGUGUCUGAUGUGGAUAUGAGGGAUAAGCUCACGACAUUCAUCUUGAAGAAUCCACCUGAGCAAAAGAAGGGAUCAAAAGACAAGAAGGCCAUGAGGAGGGCUGAGAAAGAGAGAUUGAAGGAAGGUGAGGCUGCUGAUGAAGAGCUGAGGAAGCUGAAGAAAGAGGUGAAGAAGAAGGGGUCUUCCACUUCCAAGGAUGGCCCCACAAAAUCUCUCUCUUCCAAGAAGAAAGCUAAUGGUUCUGAUGAGGAUCGCACAUCACCACCUCGAAGUCAGGUUGAUGAAAAGGAAGAGGCUGAUUAUGAAGAUGAUGAUGAUGAUGUUCAGUGGCAAACUGAUACAUCACUGGAGGCAGCUCGUCAACGGAUCCAGGAGCAAUUGAGUGCUGCAACUGCUGAGAUGGUUAUGCUAUCUACUGAUGAACCAGAAAAGAAAAUAAAGCCAGUAAAUAAUAAAGCAAAUGGUAGUCCAAAAUGUGCUUCUCCUCCACCCGAAGAAAAACCCAAGGCUGAGAAUGGGAGUUCAGAAGAAUCUAACCAUGAAAGGCUGGUUGAAGAGGUGAAAGCAAAUCUGAAGAAAGGGGUUGGUGCAAAGCAAUUGCAGUCCAUUUUGGCAUCACUGACUGGCUCUGGCCAGGAAAAAAUGACGACCCUGUUUGAGGCCCUGUUUGAGGGUGUUGAGAAAGGAUUUGCAAAGGAAGUGGAGAAGAAGAAGAGCUACCUUGCUUCGACUAUUGCAGGGGAUGAGGGGUCGCAGUUGCUGUUGCUUCGUGCUAUUGAGGCAUUCUGUGGUAAGUCGAGGCCAAGUGCAUUGAAAGAAGUGGCAUUGGUUUUGAAGGGUCUGUAUGAUGGAGAUGUGUUGGAGGAGGAGUACAUAGUGCAGUGGUAUGAAGAAGGGGUGUCAGGAGCCAACAAGAAGUCUCAGAUCUGGAAGAAUGCCCAACCUUUCAUCACUUGGAUCCAGAGUGCGGAGUCUGAAUCUGAGGAGGAAUGAUAAAAAGUGUGUUUUGAAUGCCAGGGGUGUGGUGUCCUUUGUCUGGAAUGGAAUAAAAAUGUGUUGGGUCGGUGUGUUACAGUUAUUUAGGAAGAGGUGGAGACGGUAAGAGGGUUAUGCUGGGGGUGUCUUAUAAUUUGCCGAACAUGAAGUUUUAGAUGCUUUUUGUGUGUGCUCUUUUAUACAAUUCUGCUGUGUUAUAAUC
This is a messenger RNA of Vitis vinifera (wine grape), 2187 nucleotides long. RefSeq names its product eukaryotic translation initiation factor 5. The record is from RefSeq and is a predicted model, not a curated record. Lineage: Eukaryota; Viridiplantae; Streptophyta; Magnoliopsida; Vitales; Vitaceae. Gene Ontology annotation, biological process: translational initiation; formation of translation preinitiation complex; formation of cytoplasmic translation initiation complex. Gene Ontology annotation, molecular function: GDP-dissociation inhibitor activity; translation initiation factor activity; eukaryotic initiation factor eIF2 binding. Gene Ontology annotation, cellular component: cytosol. The transcript is spliced from 2 exons. The coding region runs from base 606 to 1982 and encodes 458 amino acids.